Molecule: messenger RNA, 522 nt
Organism: Protopterus annectens (West African lungfish)
Lineage: Eukaryota; Metazoa; Chordata; Ceratodontiformes; Protopteridae
Product: zinc finger protein 766-like
Exons: 3
Coding region: 124-426 (100 amino acids)
Biological process (GO): regulation of DNA-templated transcription
Source: RefSeq, a predicted model, not a curated record
AGGACAACUUUUGCUCUUGAGCACAGAAUUAAAUUUUUUUCUUUUCUUUUUGUGAUUGUCAUCACUCCUCUGACAAGCCUUACAAUCAACAGUUUCUUGAUUUCCUGAACAGUGUGAUUCAUCAUGAAGCUGGAGGUGCCAAAAAACUUUGAAGAUGUUGCUAUUGAGUUUUCAAGUGAGGAGUGGAAGAUGCUUAGUGAACAUGACAAAGAGUUACACAGGGAGGUGAUGGUACGGAACUAUGAGAACAUGAUUUCUUUAGGUUAUAACAUCCCAUUGUAUGAACUUCUGUUACUUCUUAUGAAACAUGAAACAUUUCCAGCUACUGAGACUGAAGGAAGAACAACAGUGCAACAAGCACGACUUCCUGGUAACAAAACCAGCAGUAAGUACAUAAUAAGUAUUACAACAAAGGCAACUUCCUGAUAACAGAACCUGCAUUAAGUACAUAAUAAGCAUUACAACAAAGGCAACUUCCUGGUAACAGAACCAGCAGUAAGUACAUAAUCAGUAUUACAACAA